AUGGCUUCGUACCGGGUGCGGGUGCGCACCGGGAGCCAGCCCGGGUCCGGCACCGCCGACUCCGUCGCCGUGACCCUGGUGGGGACCCAGGGGGCCAGCCCCAAGACCCCCCUGGACAGCUGGGGGCCGGACUUCUGCUGCGGGACGGAGCGCGAGUACCGCGUGGUGGCCCCGCGGGCGCUGGGGCCGCUGCUGCUGGUGCGGGUGCACAAGGAGCCCUACGGGCGCCUGCCCCAGAGCUCCUGGUUCCUCGAGGGGCUCCGCGUGUGGCCCGAGGGGACGCGGGGGCAAGGGGGGGACCCCGAGGACCCCCGGGGCGAGGACCCGAAAGCUGGGGGCGCUGGGGGCAAGAACCCAAAAGCUGGGGACGUAGACCCGAAAGAUGGGGACAAGAACCCACAAAAUGGGGACGAAGACCCCAAAGCUGGGGACAAGGACCCCAAAGCUGGGGACAGGCACCCGGAAAAUGGGGACAAGAACCCGAAAAAUGAGCGUGGGGACCCAAAAGAUGGGGACAAAGACCCCAAAAACGGGGACACGGAGGACGAGGACACCGACGGUGACGACGACACCGAGGACGACGACGACACCGAGGACGUGACCGGCGACGCGAGUGACACCGACGAGGAGCUCGCUGACCCCGACGCCCCCUCCGACCCCGAAAACCUUGGGGCCCCCUGCGACCCCGACGACCCCUGUGACCCCGACGACCCCUACGAUGACCCCGAUGACCCCGACGAUGACCUCGAGGCCGCCUACGCCGCGGGGGACACCGGGGGCACCGAGGAGGUGGCCCCGUGCUACUCCUUCCCCUGCUACCGCUGGCUGCGGGGUUUCGGCACCUGGGAGCUGCCCGAGGGCUCAGCCAAGACCCCCGCCCAGGAGUGUCACCCCCUGCUGCGGCGUCACCGGCGCCGUGCCCUCGCCCAGCAGCAGCGGCGGUACCGGCUGGCCCCCUUCGCCCCCGGCCUCCCCUGGGCGCUGCCCCUGGGCUCGGCGCCCGACCCCGACCUCGACUUCUCCCUGCCCAGGGCGGCCGCCUUCUACCUGCGGGCGGGGGCCGCUGUCCCCACUGUCCGUGAGCCCCAAAACUACGUGUCCCCGUGCCCCACGUCCCUUUAUCCCCGUGUCCCCGUGCUACAUGUCCAUGUGUCCCUUCGUCCCCAUGUCCGUGUGUCCCCGUGCCACGUGUCCCCAUGUCCCCAUGUCCCCAGGAACCUGGAGACGAAGCUCAAGGGCUUCCUGGACCGCCCGAUGUCCUGGGAGAGCAUCGAGGCCAUCACGCGCGUCUUCUGCUUCUACCGCACGCCCGUCACCGAGUACGUGGUGCGGCACUGGCGGGACGACGCCUUUUUCGGGGAGCAGUACCUGAGCGGGGUGAACCCCGUCCUGCUGCGCCGCUGCCCCCGCCUGCCCCCCAACUUCGCCGUCACCCCCCCCAUGGUGGCGCCCAGCCUGGGCCCCGACACCUGCCUGCAGCGGGAGAUGGAGAAGGGGGACGUGUACCUGGCCGACUACUCGGUGCUGGACGGGAUCCCCGGGGUGCUCAUCGACGGGAGCCCCACGUUCGUCUGCGCCCCCCUCUGCCUCCUGCACCAGCGCCCCGACGGGAAGCUGCUGCCCCUCGCCAUCCAGCUAUCGCAGCAGCCGGGCCCCGUGUUCCUGCCGCGGGACCCCCCGUGGCUGUGGGCGCUGGCCAAGGCGUGGGUGCGCAGCGCCGAGUUCCACGUCCACGAGGCCGUCUCCCACCUCCUCCGCGCCCACCUCCUGGGGGAGGUCUUCGCCCUGGCCACCCGGCGGCAGCUGGCGCCCCGCCACCCCCUGCAUAAGCUGCUGCUGCCCCACACACGGUACACAGUGCACAUCGCGGUGCUGGCGCGGCGCUUCCUGCUCAACCCCGGCGGCGUCUUUGACCGGGCCAUCGCCCUGGGGCGCCGGGGGCUACUGCGCGUGGUGGCGCGGGGGCUGCGGAGGCUGCGCUACGGGGACCUGGUGCUGCCCCGUGACCUCCGGCGCCGCGGCGUCACCCGCACCCGCGGCUACCACUACGGGCAGGACGCCCGGCGCCUCUGGGCUGCCAUCCGCAGCUUCGUGGACGGCAUGGUGCGCCUCUACUACCCGUGCGACGCGGCCGUGCGCGACGACCCCGAGCUGCAGGCCUGGGUGGCCGAGAUCUUCCACAAGGCUUUCCUCGGCCGCCGCCGCUCCGGUGUGCCCUCGUCGCUGCGCACCCUGCGGGAGCUCGUCACCUUCGUCACCAUGAUCAUCUACACCUGCUCCGCGUACCACGCUGCCACCAACAGCGGCCAGUUCGAGCUGGGCGCCUUCAUGCCCAACCUGCCGGCGGCCAUGCGGAGGCCGCCCCCCCGGAGCAAGGCGCCGCUGAGCGAGGCCGACUUCCUGGGCGCGCUGCCCGCCGUCAACACCACCUGCAUCACCCUCGGGGUCCUCUGGGUGCUGCGCAACGAGCCCCUCGACAUGCGCCCGCUGGGCUCGUACCCCGAGGAGCACUUCACGGAGGAGGCCCCGCGGCGCCUGCUGGGCGCCUUCCAGCGCCGCCUGGCCCGCAUCUCCCGGCGCGUCCAGCGCCGCAACGCCGCCCUGCCCCUGCCCUACCCCUACCUCGACCCCGCCGCCAUCGAGAACAGCAUCGCCAUCUGA
Cygnus atratus (black swan) is the source of this 2661-nucleotide messenger RNA. Its product is annotated as polyunsaturated fatty acid lipoxygenase ALOX15B-like. NCBI's taxonomy places the organism in Eukaryota, Metazoa, Chordata, Aves, Anseriformes, Anatidae. Gene Ontology annotation, molecular function: metal ion binding; oxidoreductase activity, acting on single donors with incorporation of molecular oxygen, incorporation of two atoms of oxygen; protein binding. The record is from RefSeq and is a predicted model, not a curated record. Gene Ontology annotation, biological process: linoleic acid metabolic process; lipid oxidation. The transcript is spliced from 14 exons. The coding region runs from base 1 to 2661 and encodes 886 amino acids.